Messenger RNA from Tilletiopsis washingtonensis, 2271 nucleotides. Its product is annotated as acyltransferase ChoActase/COT/CPT. Gene Ontology annotation, biological process: carnitine metabolic process. The coding region runs from base 1 to 2271 and encodes 756 amino acids. Lineage: Eukaryota; Fungi; Basidiomycota; Exobasidiomycetes; Entylomatales. The record is from RefSeq and is a predicted model, not a curated record. Gene Ontology annotation, cellular component: mitochondrion. The transcript has 9 exons. Gene Ontology annotation, molecular function: carnitine O-acetyltransferase activity.
AUGUCGUCCUCUCCCAGCGGCAACGGUGCCGACGCGGGCGCCGCCAUUCCCAAUGCGCAGCACAAGCUCAUCGCCGCGCUCGGCGACGGCAAGGCCGAGGCGGCCGCCGGCGGCAAGACGUUUGCGGCGCAGGGCGACUUGCCCAAGCUGCCGCUGCCCAAGCUCGAGGACACGGCGCGCCGCUACCUCGCCAGCCUGCAGGCGCUGCAGUCUGAGAAGACACACGCAAAGACGAAGCAGGUCGUCGAGGACUUCCUCAAGAACGAGGGUCCCGAGCUGCACGCUGCGCUGGAGAAGUACGCCGGCACGCGCGCUUCGUACAUCGAAGAGUUCUGGGACGAGUCGUACCUCACAGCUUCCGACUCGGUCGUGCUCAACCUCAACCCCUUCUUCAUUCUCGAGGACGACCCGACCCCGGCGCGCGGCAACCAGCUGAUGCGCACCGCAAGUCUGAUUCUCGCCUCGCUCUGCUUCGUGCACGACCUGCGGAAAGGCGUGCUGCAGCCAGACUCAGUGCGCGGCACGCCGCUGUGCAUGUCCCAGUACGCCAAGCUGUUCGGCACGUCGCGCAUCCCGACGGAGAGCGAGGGCUGCCACCUGGAGCACGACGCAGACAGCCGGCACGUCGUCGUGAUGCGCCGCGGCCAGAUCUACUGGUUCGAGGCGCUCGACGAGGAGCACCGGCCGCUGUUCACGGAGCGCGCGCUGCUCGCCAAUCUGGAGGCCAUCUGCAAGGACGCCGACCAGACCAAGCCGGGCGACGUGGCCAGGGGCGCGCUGGGCAUCAUGACGACGGAGAAGCGCGCAACGUGGGCCGGCGUGCGCAACACGCUCAUGGAGCACUCGCACAACGCGCGCUGCCUCGAGAUCAUCGACAGCGCGCUCUUUGUCGUGUGCAUGGACGACUCGGAGCCGCAGGACCCGGCACAGCUGUGCGCCAACAUGCUCAGCGGCACGGUGCAGCUCGACGCCGACGGCGCGCAGAUCGGCACGUGCUCGAACCGCUGGUACGAGAAGCUGCAGAUCAUCGUGUGCAAGAACGGCGCCGCCGGCAUCAACUUUGAGCACAGCGCCGCCGAUGGCCACACGGUGCUGCGCUUCGUCGCCGACAUCUACACGGAGCUCAUCAUGCGCUUUGCAAAGUCGAUCAACAGCGCGACGAAGUCGCUCUUCGAGGCAAAGACGUCGCCGUGGGCGCGCGGCGCCGGCGGCAAGCCGUCGGAGAAGGAGAAGGAGCAGCAGGAGCGCUUCGCGGACGCCCAGGCCGCCACGGCGCCGAAGAAGCUCGAGUGGCACUUUGAGAAGAGCGUGCUCGAUGCGAUCCGCUUCGGCGAGACGCGCCUCAGCGACCUGAUCCACCAGCACGACGUGCAGGUGCUCGAGUUCAGCCGCUGGGGCAAGAACUUCAUCACGCGGCACAAGUUCUCGCCCGACGCCUUUGUGCAGAUGGCGUUCCAGGCGGCUUACUACAAGCUGUACGGCCGCUCGGAGACGACGUACGAGCCGGCGAUGACCAAGGCCUUCCUGCACGGGCGCACCGAGGCGAUCCGCACCGUGCAGCCGGCGACGCAUGCCUUCGUCACGGCGUUCGACGACGCCGAGACGCCCGGCGCCAAGAAGCUCGAGCUGCUGCGUGCCGCGUGCGGCGCCCACGCCAAGCUGUCCAAGGAGUGCGCCAGCGGCCAGGGCCACGACCGGCACCUGUACGCCAUGAAGUGCCUCGUGGGCCAGCUCGAGGCGCAGGGCAAGUGGGACCAGGGCAUGCCCAAGCUCUUCGAGGACGCCGGCUACGCCACGCUCAACCACACCGUCAUCUCGACGAGCAACUGCGGCAACCCAUGCCUGCGGCUCUUCGGCUUCGGCCCGGUCGCGCCUGAUGGUCUCGGCUACAUCAUCAAGGACGACGCGCUGUCGGUGUGCGCCUCCUCGAAGCACCUGCAGACGGUGCGCUUCAUGGACGAGCUCUCGCGCUACCUUGCGCGCAUCGAGAGCGUCAUCAUGGAGUCGUACCGCGCCGCCAACGUGCACACCAAGGCCACGUUCAUCGACCACCAGGGCCGCGAGUGCGACGUGCGCACAGGCAAGCCCAUCGGCAGCGGACAGGCCAAGAAGGGCAACGGCUAUGCUGACGACUACGACGAGAACGACGGCGAGGAGGGAGCAGGAUACUCAUUCUACGAGGACACGAGCGUGAAGGCGACGCGCCCACGCGCCAACUCACGGCGGUCGCGCAUCGCACACGUGGGCCGGCGACUGUUGGGAGACGAGUGA